Molecule: messenger RNA, 1965 nt
Organism: Ictalurus punctatus (channel catfish)
Lineage: Eukaryota; Metazoa; Chordata; Actinopteri; Siluriformes; Ictaluridae
Gene: cdkn3
Product: cyclin-dependent kinase inhibitor 3
Exons: 8
Coding region: 82-735 (217 amino acids)
Biological process (GO): protein dephosphorylation
Cellular component (GO): nucleus
Molecular function (GO): protein tyrosine phosphatase activity
Source: RefSeq, a predicted model, not a curated record
CCCGACUGAGCUUUUUUGAAAAAAUAUCUAAACACCGCAGCGCUGCGGUAGGAGCUAACGGGAACAGCGCGCUAAUCGGUGAUGAGGGUCAGUGAGUUUGAUUCCUCUGAUGAAGAGGAUGGAGGUGAUGAAGAGUCCUACACUCCUCUACAGAUCUCCUGGUUGUCCUUGUCGGUGGUCGACUGCUCACAGUUCCUGGGUAUUUGCUCUUUACCAGGAUGCAGAUAUAAGGAUAUCAGGAGAAACCUGGAGAAAGAUGUGGGCGAGCUGUGUGCGCAUGGUGUACAGGACGUGUUUGUGUUGUGUGAGAGGGCGGAGCUUGUGCGUUACAGGGUGCCGUGUUUGUUAGAGUGUUACACUCGCAGUGGACUCAGCGUGCACCACCUGCCCUUCCCUGACGGGGGCGCUCCUGAGCUGCACCACUGCAUUCGCAUCCUGGACGAGCUGCAGCACUGCUUACACACCCAGCGCCGCAUCGUCAUCCAGGGUAUGUGUGUGUGUUGCAGUUGUUAUGGGGGUCUGGGCCGCUCAGGACUCAUCGCCGCGUGUUUGUUGCUGCAGCUCUCCGUCUCCAUGACGCCUGCUAAAGCCAUCGAGAUCCUGAGAGAGCUGAGAGGGAGUGGAGCCAUUCAGACUGUCAAACAAUACAACUUCCUGCACGAGUUUCGGGAGAAGAUCGCCACUUAUCAGGAAACCAAAGAAUCCAGAGCCUCCGAGAGAUGCGUCUCCAGAUAGCCCCGCCCCCACAUCCUCCAUACUUAACCCUCGCUUAAUGAGGUAGUGAGGAGUCUGAUCUCCAGCUGCGCUGAUAUUAAACUCUCACAUCAUGGGACUGAUAGUUUUUCCUACGUAUGCCUGGUGGCGUCUCUGAACACAGGGGUGCCAAUACUUUUUAACGGGGCCUGUAGCACGUGGUGGGUCAUGUGUGAAGCAGGUGUUUUUCCUCUGAGCAGCGCCUUAAACUGCAAUCAGUGUCAUUUAAUUUAACGCUUUCGCUAUUUCACUCUUUCUGCUUUAUUAUUAAUAUUAUAAUUAAAUGCUUUACGCCAGUGUCUGAUUGGUUCAAUAAAAACUCGAUCAGAUCUGGAGCAUUAAUCAGUAUCUUGAUUAAAUAUCUUUAAAAAAUUGGGCGUGUUGCGAACAGGAAGUCUGGAUCAAACACUAAAAUAACUGAAAACACUGAUGAGACGUUUUAAACCAGGAAUAUUCAUAAAUACAUAAACUCAGUUUUAGGUUUCGGCUCGGAUCAGGGGUCCGAGGGACAGGAAACUCUCCAGACGAGCGUUUAAGAAGACUCAAUCACUUUAUUGGGUUUUUUUGUGGUGUGUGGAGUGAAAAGAGCUGAUUUGGCACACACACACACGGUGUGAUCUGCACUGUGAGAUCAGAUCAGGAGCUGUGUGGAGUGUGUGGGGUGUAAUGUUGCACUGCGUUACACUCGGAUUGAGGAUCCGAGCUAAACGUGUUCCAGAGCUUCUACUGGGAAAAACACGGAUGUGCCCACGCUGUGUGUGUACCGACUCUGAAACUCAAACAUGGAGUGUGUGUGAUUAGUGAUGAGAAAUGACGUAUAUGGUCACGCAACUUAAAAGCUAAAUAACAACUGAAGUCCAGUUUAAAAUCCAGUACACACACACACACACACACACACACCUUCUCUCAGUCAAAUCAAGAAAAUCCACCAUUUUGGCUCCGUCUUAAAUGUUAGUUAUACCUUAGCGCUCAUACACGUUCUCACACAAUCACACUGCAUGCCAGUUUCUGUGUUCUGUGCUAACUACUCACGAGUUCUAACUUUUAAAACAGAAAUGCUCACGAACACAAGACUUUUGACACACGGCCAAAAAUGAGUGACUGACACCGACACUGACUAGUCACAAGCUCUGGUUUCGAACGAGACCAAAAUGGCUGACAACAAUACUGGGGAGAGGACACGAUGUGUGAUCAGUCCGUGAGCUGACAACA